CCCCAUUCAAGCCACCGCCCAAUGUCUGGAUACACUCAAAUCCAGCCCGACUCCAUAGAGCCUGACUCGCCGCAGCUCGCCCAGCCCAAUGAAACAACCUCCGGCAGCAUCCAGGAGCCACAGACCACGACGUCAAAACCAGCUGGCAGCGGUGGGCUUCGCCAGGUCAGUUUUUAUAGCCGUUUUUUCGACAUUAGUACCGAGGAAUUCCUCGGCAAGAUUGUGUUGGCCAUGAAUCCUUUCAACAACGCGUCCGUAGUCCUGACGCAGGCAGAAGACGGACCCACAGAGCUAUACGGGUUUUUAUGGAUCAACGCCACUGUUGUGGUUCUUAUGUUUGUUUCGGCCACAGGGUCCAACUUGCUUGCGGAAUGGCUUCAUGCCUCCAAAGACACGGAAAAAUACAACUACAACUUCCAGCUCCUCACGCUUUCGAUCUCUGUUUUUUACGGGUACACGGCUCUUGUGCCCACGGCAUUGUAUGUGAUCACCCGGUGGGCUUUGACGUUUCCACACUGCCUCCCAUUGACCAGGCUAGUGUCUAUUUAUAGCUACGCCAAUGUGCUCUGGAUCCCCACAACCGCAGCCAACAUGAUCUUGGCCGUCUUCAUCAGCAAAUCCACGCAUCACGUGAUCUUGAACGUCGCCCAGUGGGCCUUGGUGGCCGCCAGCGCCCUCCUCUCGGGGCUCAGCAUAGCAUUGAAAGUGCGCCCAAUCCUUAUACACGGGAUUUCUGAAUCCGGCAGGGCCGAGGAAAACACAGUGCAGAACCAGCACCGAUUUUUGCUUAUAUCGCUCGUAUUGGCACAUUUGGCCUUUGCCGUGGUGAUCAAAUUCCUGUUUUUCGGGAUUGCUUAGGGGCGUGUUCCCUGGGUCUAUGGGAGGGAGGGUCUACCGGAAAACGGUUCUCGCUAAUAUCUAAUUUAAUAAGAUAUUGCAAUAUGUGUGGGCUGAAAGAUGUAGUAGUUUGUUCAUGGGGCUAUAUACGGAAUGAUUGGCAAAAGACACGUUCGUCAUUGCUGCCGGUAUUGAGCCAAAGUAUAUACGUAAACUCCGCGCCGUUUAUGCUGAUCACGUGUCACCGGAAGAAGACAUACGUAGUCAAACGUUCGCCACCGUUUUCGGCA
Molecule: messenger RNA, 1127 nt
Organism: Metschnikowia bicuspidata var. bicuspidata NRRL YB-4993
Lineage: Eukaryota; Fungi; Ascomycota; Pichiomycetes; Serinales; Metschnikowiaceae
Exons: 3
Coding region: 22-858 (278 amino acids)
Biological process (GO): vesicle-mediated transport
Cellular component (GO): Golgi apparatus
Molecular function (GO): small GTPase binding
Source: RefSeq, a predicted model, not a curated record